AUGCAAGCCUCCCGACUUACCGACCUUCCAGUCUUCCGUGUCGUCCUCCGGGACGUGAUGCGGUACGACACGUACGAGACCCGCCAAUUCGACCUGCCUUUGAACGCAACCUUUGCUAUUGGCCGUGCCUCGAGCAGUGUUACCAAGAAAGAGCUGAUGGCCGCACCGCACAAUGCAUAUAUCGACAGCCCAGUCAUCUCUCGCCAACAUGCUGUCCUCUCCGCCAACUCCACUACCGGCGUACCUGAAGUCUACAUCAGCGACCAAGGCUCCAUGCACGGCACUAUGAUCAACGGCCAGAAACUAACACCAAACACACCUACAAAGCUCUCGUAUGGCGACGAACUCCAGUUUGGCACCGACGUUAAUCGUAACGAGGAAUUCUUUCCAGCCCGCAGAUACGUCUUCGAGGCUCAGCUCAUACGCCCUUUCUCCCUUGGUUUCACUGUGCCUGACGCCGAGAGCGAGGACGAGGAGGUAGAAGUGGAACCACUCCCACGCUGUGGCAGCCACAUCGAUCGACUUCUCGCCGAAAACGACUCCGAAGAGGCUCAAGAUCAGGGAGACGCUACCAUAGUCAUGGAAGACAUGCUGCUCCAGGGGCAGCCAGCCAAGACAAGCCGCUUUGGUCCGGAUGUAUACAAUAAGUCCAUAUUGCGUACUACGAUUGUCGAGGAUUUAUGUGACGAGGACAAGGAAGGUGAAAACAUACAUCAAGCCGGUUAUGCGUCAAAUGGCGAUGAGUCAGUCUUACCUCACACUCGCAGUUUUGCCAGUGCAAAAGACGAUGGUGAACCUAUUGAGAGUGACGUCGACAGCAAGUCUGAAAGCAUUGACAGCUCUGAGAUUGAUUCUGAAUCUGAAGGCGAGAUGAACGAGGCUGAAUACUCUGAGCCUGUCGCAAACUCAGUCACCCAUGGAACCCAGUACGCGAACAGGGACACAAUAUCCGCCUCGGAACAGUCUGCCAACACAAAUCUAAAUGAUGCUCCCUUUCGACGCAUUUACACUUUUAGGGGUGCGGAGGAGGCCCCAUUGCGACUUCCUUGUCUUGAAACAUUUGGGCUGCAACGCUCUGAUUAUCAUGAAAACACAUGCGGUGAGUCUUCCAAGGCUGGCAUGGCAAAGGCUGCCAAAAUCGAUCACCCGCCUUCAUGUUGCGAGACGGCCCCACCUCUGCCACCUCGUUCCGCAUCUAAACCUGCAUCCUGGGGCACCUGGUCAUAUCCUCCUUGUUCUCAGGACGAAACUCAAGACUGGUACCAGCCAGCCAACCAUGUGGGCAUGACCUGUGAACACCCGUCUCUAGUGUACAACUCUGUACAGACUCUUGCACAAGAGCCCGUUGAUGCUCGAUCUUUCUAUCCCCAGGCCAGCGAGCCAUCCCAAGCUCACCGACUCCAAACACCUCCACCAGCCCCAGUUUCAGAAGCUGAGGUCCUUACGCCAUUGCAGCCAGGUCGUCGCACGAAGGUUUCCAUUGAAGAGAUUGUUGAAGAGGUUGUCGAAGAGAUUGUCGAAGAACAUCCGCCCACUCCAAUAUCAGUCAACGACAUGAAGCGCAAGGCCGAUGUACUUGACGAGGAGCCAGCAGUACUCCAAGAGGAUAUUCCGAAGACGGUCUCAGUUGCUACUGAUGGUAGUGCAAGCAACUCAAUGGAUUCAGAUCCAGUUGCUGAGGUCAUUGCCGCUCAGACAGCAGCUCAAAUUGCUCAGCGUCCAAAGAAAAUACCUCGCUCUGUGCUUGGUAAGGUUCUUAACAAGGCUGCAUACCCUCUUCUUGGCGCCACUGGUGCAGUCGUAUCUUUCGCCCUUCUGUCCACACUUCCGGAUACCUUUUUCUUGUAGAGGUGUCUAUUGGCCACCCUCUCCCCCUUUUUUCAUGGCGUUUGUGACAACACUGCAACACACGGCAAAGGUUUGCAAACAUGAUAUCAGUAUGGGGUAAAUCUACGGAUCGCAGCAGUUAGUGCUAAAGGCGUUUUGGGCAACGUUAGGAGAGGUGGCUCUAGUCAAGAGCGGGGGUUGGUUUCUGUUUGGUAGGCGUUUUGGAUGGUAAUAUGCUGGUCUUGCAUGGCGUUUAUUCUCUAUAUCGAUAACGAAAUGAACAACUGAAAAUGU
Molecule: messenger RNA, 2121 nt
Organism: Bipolaris maydis ATCC 48331
Lineage: Eukaryota; Fungi; Ascomycota; Dothideomycetes; Pleosporales; Pleosporaceae
Cellular component (GO): cytoplasm
Molecular function (GO): protein binding
Source: RefSeq, a predicted model, not a curated record